GAAGACUUGAUUGAGUGUUUUUUUUUUAAUCUUAGCUCCAUCUCCUGGAUGUGGAAACGCAAGUGCGUACAACAAUCCUGAACUACUGUACGUAUGUACAGUGGGUGCCUCUCAGUGAUGUGGUAGUCGCCCAAAACAGAGGGAAUCUGUGCGUGUGGUACAAUAUCGACUCACCUGAGAGGGUCACUAUGUUUCCCAUCAAGGGAGACAUCAUUGAUCUUGAGCGGGCUGACGGUAAAACAGAGGUUCUGGUGAAUGAAGGUGUGACUACCAUCUCUUACACUCUGGAUGAAGGACUGAUUGAGUUUGGUACAGCCAUUGAUGAUGGAGACUUCCCAAGGGCUGUGGCCUUCCUUGAGAGCCUGGAGAUGUCGUUGGAAACAGAGGCCAUGUGGAAGACACUGAGUCGCCUCGCCCUGGAGGCGAGGCAGCUGCAUAUUGCCGAGCGGUGUUUUGCUGCUCUGGGUGAUGUAUCGAAAUCAAAGGCCUUACGUCAAAUAAACAAGAUCGCUGAGCAAUCUGCAGAAGAAAUGGGUGGUGACGGUACAAAUCACGUGAAAGUAAGAGCCAGGCUGGCAGUGCUGGACAAGAACUUCAAGAUGGCUGAGAGCAUUCUUCUUGAGCAAGGCUAUGUGGAUGAAGCCAUUGAGAUGUACCAGGAACUGCACAAGUGGGACGAAGCUAUUGCUGUAGCUCAAGCCAAGGGCCAUCCAGAGCUGGAUAAUUUACGUGCUAAUCAUUACCAGUGGCUCUCGGAGACAGCACAAGAGGAAAAGGCUGGAGAGGUGAAAGAGAGAGAAGGAAACUAUAUGGAGGCUAUCAACUUGUAUCUGAAGGCUGGUCUACCUGCCAAGGCUGCGAGACUGGCUAUGAGCAGAGAGGAGUUAAUCAAUUCUUCUGACUUGCUCGGGAGGAUUGCAGCUGCUCUUCUUAAGGGAGGACUGUAUGAACAGGCUGGAGAGCUCUACGAGAAAGUUGGCAAGAAUGACCUUGCGAUGGAUUCAUAUCGCAAAGGGAAUGCAUAUAGGAGAGCUGUGGAGCUUUCCCGGGUGGCAUUCCCUCGAGAGGUUGUAAAACUAGAGGAGGACUGGGGCGAUUACCUGGUUUCCCAGAAACAACUGGAUGCUGCUAUCAAUCACUACAUCGAGGCUGGAUGUUCAAUCAAGGCUAUCGAGGCAGCCAUUCAAGCUCGUCAGUGGAACAAAGCUGUUCAGAUUGUUGAGCUGCAGGAUGAUAAUGUGGCCGAAAGGUAUUAUCACCAUAUUGCUCAACACUACUCUCAAGUUCAAGAGUACAAGCUUGCAGAGAAGUAUUUUGUCAAGGGAGGGGACCCUCGGGCUGCUAUUGAGAUGUACACCAAGGCUAACAUGUACGAGGCUGCGCACAAGCUUGCAGUUCAGUGCAUGACACAAGAGGAAGUAGCUGUCAUCUACAUAUCGCAGGCUCAAGAGCUGGAAGCGCAAGGCAAAUACAAGGAGGCCGAGAAAUUAUAUUGCACUGUUGAGGAGCCAGACUUGGCCAUCAAUAUGUACAAGAAACAUCGCCAGUUCGACAACAUGAUCAGGCUUGUCGCUAUUCACCACGAAGAUCUGCUCCCAGACACGCACAUCCACUUGGCAAAGGAACUGGAGGCUGAAGGUCAACUGCGUCAAGCUGAACAUCAUUUCUUGGAAGCGAGGGACUGGAAAGCAGCCGUGAACAUGUAUAGGAAUCAAGACAUGUGGGAGGAGGCAUACAGGGUUGCCAAACAACAUGGAAGUCAAAAUGCUUCUAAACAAGUCGCUUACCUGUGGGCAAAGAGUUUAGGAGGAGACUCUGCCGUAAAGUUGUUAACCAAGUUUGGUCUGCUGGAGUCUGCAAUAGAUUACGCCGCAGAGAACUGUGCUUUUGAAUUCGCUUUCGACUUGUCCCGAACGGCGAUGAAAUCCAAGUUGCCAGACAUUCAUCUCAAGUACGCUAUGUUCCUGGAGGAUGAGGGCAAGUUUACAGAAGCUGAACAAGAAUUCAUCAAAGCUGGCAAAUCCAAAGAGGCUGUGCUCAUGUAUGUCCACAACCAGGACUGGGACAGUGCUCAGAGAGUGGCAGAGGAGAAUGAUCCUGACAGUGUUACUGACGUGUUAGUGGGACAGGCCCGUGUUGCAUUUGACAAAAAAGAAUACCAAAAAUCGGAGACGUUUCUUCUGCGAGCUCAAAGACCAGAACUAGCCGCGCGUUAUUACAAGGAAGCCGGCAUGUGGACAGAUGCUCUCCGUGUUGUGAAGGAAUACUUACCUCAUAAGCUGGAACAAUGGCAAGACGAGUACGACAGAGAGGUUAUGUCUAAAGGAAACAGAGGGGCAGAGUCGUUACUGAGUCAAGGAAAAGACUGGGAAAAGAAAGGAGAGUACAAUAGAGCUAUUGAUAUGUACAUAAAGAUCACACCCAACAUGACCACUGAUCAUGAAUUAGUGGAGGAUGCCAUGGUGAAGGCAGUCGAACUAGCAAUGAAAUUCGUUAGUGACCGAGCUUAUGAUGUGGCGAAGAUUGCCUGUCCAAGACUGGCAGAGAUCAAGUGCUAUGAACAGGCUGGUGAAUUGUAUCUUGGAGUUGAGAUGGUUAAAGAAGCCAUUGAUGUUUACAUCCAGGGUGAACUGUGGCCCAAAGCCAAGAGAUGCGCGGCGGAAAUGGCGCCAAAAUACGAGCAAUAUGUGGAAGAUGCUUACGUUGCAUUCUUGAAACAGAAAGGACAGGCUGAACAGCUCGUCGACGUGGAUGUUAUCGCGGGUCUUGAUAUGAUGGUUCAACGAGGACAGUGGGAUAAAGCUAUUGAAACCGCCGAGCAGCAGGGCUACGAAGUUCUCAGUAAAUACGUCGCCUUGUACGCUGCUAACCUGAUCAAAGAUGGUAACACGCUGAAAGCCUUGGACCUGUUCGGUAGAUACGGUGCUCCAGCUAAUCCUCAGAACUUCAAUAUCUACAAGAGGAUUAUAACGGACGUUAUAUCAAUGCCUGGACUGAGAUCUGCUGACAGUUACCGCACGUGGGCUGACCUGAGAGAUGUGCUGUUUGAGAUUGUUGAAGGUUUGAGUAAGGGAUCAGCUGCUGGUACACCGCAGGCUCAAGAAUUUGAGGUUAUGUUGGAGGUCAUCCAUUAUUACAGCACCAGAUGCGCCUGCAUGCAACACAAAUCACUGGAUACCCUUGCGGCCAAAUUGUCGAUUUCCCUUCUCCGACAUUCCGAUGUUAUUCCUUGUGAUAAAGCCUUUUACGAAGCUGGAGUUACGGCUAAGGCCGUUGGCUGGGACAAUAUGGCUUUUGUAUUCCUUAACCGUUACCUUGAUCUCAGUGAGGGUAUCGAGGAAGGUAGUCUGGACAUGUUGGAUAACAGUGAUUUUGCCGACACUGAUAUUCCAUUUGAGGUCCCUGUUCCUGAAAAACAACAUUUACCGGAAGAAAAACGCGAGGAAGUCAAGGAGUGGGUGUUAGCUGUUUCAAUGGAUCAAAAGGUGGAACAAGUUUUGCCGACAGAUGAGCGUGACACAUAUGAGGCAUGCCUUGUGGCUGUUAACACUGGCAUUACAUCACCACCCUGUGUCAUAACAGGAUAUCCUGUUCUACGAAACAAAAUCGAGUUCAAACGGCCGGGCAAAGCUGCUAAUAAAGAGGACUGGAACAAGUUUAUCAUGGCAACCAAGGUUUCUCACAGCCCCGAGUGCCAGGAUGUACUGCGUUUUCUGGGGAACUGGUGCGGAGCACCUCAGAACCCUUCCUAUUCCUUUAAUUAAAGGCAGUUACUAGAUCAUUUUGUGGCCGUUCUCGGCUAUUUAUAACCAUAAAACACGUUGCAAACUUAAUAUUUAUUUGAAGUGUUUAGAAUCACUUUCUGAACGAUUUACUGGGAACCGCGGCUUACAAUAAUUUAUUUUGAUUGAUUUUUGACAAGUGUGUGUUGGUUUCCGUUACACUGGAAAUUUCGAAAACGUUCUUACUCUGCGUUUCCCAACGUGAUGCCACUGUUUUGUAUUAUGUUCCCGUGGCGAACCGAAGUUCGACCUGUUAACCAAGCCGCUCGGUUGUAGUCUGGGCCUUUCACUGUUAUUUCUCCCUGUCACGUGAUGCCUUAUUGCAGUGUGACAUGACACAGAGAAAGAACUCUGUUUGGGUCAGUGCAUUGCGUGACUGUUCUUGUUGUAACACUUUCCUCUUCCGAGGUACAAGGUGAUCAGUGAUAAUAUGUUUGUUGUAAAUAGCGUUAGUGUAAUAGUGCUGUACAAAACUUUUAUUUCAUGUUGAAGAAAUAAAUUAAGUAAACUUACAAGGAACUUCA
Molecule: messenger RNA, 4306 nt
Organism: Orbicella faveolata
Lineage: Eukaryota; Metazoa; Cnidaria; Anthozoa; Scleractinia; Merulinidae
Product: intraflagellar transport protein 172 homolog
Biological process (GO): intraciliary transport
Cellular component (GO): intraciliary transport particle B; ciliary basal body; axoneme
Molecular function (GO): protein binding
Source: RefSeq, a predicted model, not a curated record